UGCACUUAGUUUCCGCACCUCCAAUUAGUGCAAACGUCUACAUCAUCUGUCAAGCCUCGAAUCUAAAUCUAGUUGGAUCAAGUCUCCAAAAAGAGAGCUUAGGAGGUGAACGUUUAGGGACAUGUCUGUACUUUACCGCUUCACAAUCUCUCUCUUAGUUCUUGUCCAACUUUUCAAUCAGUAGCUCUGGGUCAACUUCCCUUUUUCACUUUUCAAUCAGUGAACACUGACUUGAAUCAGGCAAUCUAAUGACAGGUUAUCAUUAUGCUUUAAGGUUCAGCACAGAUUGGUGAUAAACACUAUAGCUCCUUUUCCUUUCUCUUACUGAAACAUUCCAAAAAGGCUAGAAAGCAUGUCCAUUACAGAAUCUCAGCCACCAAAAGAUCACACGCUCCCCCGACCUCUCAGUACCCACAUCCAUCCUUACUUCACAAUUCCCUCUUUAUGGGGGGUACCUUCUUGUGCAAAGAAGUGAUGAAUGCCAUUCCCAGCACAGACGGUUACCCGCGACUCUGCAACCUGUGCAAGGCGGCCUCCUGUGUUUUCUUCUGCCAGAGACACUUGGCUUUUCUUUGUGCUGCGUGCAAUCAGUUAGCCCAUGAAGGAAACACUAGUGAUGCUCAACAUGAGCGCAUUUGGAUUUGCAACGCUUGUGAAAACGCCCCAGCUAGCUUCGCCUGUGAGGCUGAUGCAGCUGUUUUGUGUGCCAACUGUGACAUCGAGAUACACUCAGCCAAUAUGUUAGCUCAUCGGCACGUGCGAGUCCCAAUGACUCCGUUGUUGGGCUCCCUCUAUGGACCUCCCAGCUCCACCCUGGAUCAAAGCACUGAGUCCGAAGGACAAAAGGCUCAUGAGUGCAUUGAAGAAGAUGAAAUCGAUUCCUGGUUGUUGCUUGACUCACCGAGCAUCAAGCCCCAGGAUGAGUGCAAUCCAUUGGAAACUAACGUUGAUCAGAGGCAAAGCAACGGUGAUGGUGUCGUGCCAGUUCAGUUGAUGGAUUCCACAGCCCAACAGAAUGUCUGCUGGGACAAGAAGGAUGGAAUAGGAAAAGAUGCUUUCAUCAGCAACCCUUCAAGCAAAGAUAAUGUUUCUCGUUCACUUUUCCAUGCCAGCAUGUCAAGGCCACAAACAAUUAGUGAGAUCUCAAAUUCAUAUCCCAGGCUUCCAAUUGGGACGCCGGAAAUGUUCUUGAACCCUCCACUCUUAAGGCCAUUUCAGAAUCCUACUGUAAAUAGGGAGGCCAAGGUUUUGAGAUACAAAGAGAAAAGGAAGGCGAGGAAGUUCGAUAAGAAAAUAAGAUACGCCUUGAGGAAGACCUACGCGGACAGUCGUCCUCGAGUCAAAGGCAGGUUUGCUAGGAGAUCAGCCACGGAUCUAGAAGUAGAUCAGAUGUUCUCAAUGGAAGACUAUAAUUAUGGCUUCAUUUCACGUAUUAAGUUUUGUUAAAGAGAUAGAGAUCUGCUUGAGCUAGUAAGAGAAACAAUUAUUGUCUGCACCAUCUCCUGGUGAUAUUGCAAUCAUCGCAUGCGAACUACUUGGAUUGAUGUAAAUCAUGUAUAAGUUUCAGAUUUGCAUAAUCAUUUAGCUAUUUCACAUUUGUUUUCAGCUUCUUUUUCGCGAUCAUAACCAAAACAAAGAAGGUCAGUCUUACAACUUUCUGGGUCCUUGCUAAAUCUUUUGGUAUUCUAACUUAAUGCUGUUCUGACUAGAGCAAUGAAG
Rhodamnia argentea is the source of this 1719-nucleotide messenger RNA. Its product is annotated as zinc finger protein CONSTANS-LIKE 2-like. The transcript is spliced from 3 exons. Gene Ontology annotation, biological process: regulation of flower development. Gene Ontology annotation, cellular component: nucleus. Lineage: Eukaryota; Viridiplantae; Streptophyta; Magnoliopsida; Myrtales; Myrtaceae. The record is from RefSeq and is a predicted model, not a curated record. Bases 445 to 1446 code for a protein of 333 amino acids. Gene Ontology annotation, molecular function: protein binding; zinc ion binding.